CGGGUUGAAUCGCACGCUUGUUGUUUUCCGGAGCUUGGCGGCGGAGGGAGAAGUUAUCAUCGACCCGGUGGCAGGAGCUUGUAGCACACGGUGACAGGAUAUUAUCGGAUUUUACCACGGGAGUUUCGCACUAUGCGUUGAGGACGAGCUAUUAAAGUUGACGGAGAAGGGAAAGGAAGGAGUAGCGGCUCGAACGGUGGGACUAAUUUAACCGUUUUUUGUUUUUUUUUAAAUCACCUUGUGGCGGUGCGACGCUGAGCUCCAGCGGUGCUCUGGAACAAGGGAGUGACACGAACAUACAGAGAUGGUUUACUACCCUCUGGGACAUUUAAAAACACUACUACUUCGAGCUUUUCUCUGCUAAAACCAAACAGAUACGCGUUUUCCUUUUUUGUAUUUUUUUUUUAUUUCUUCAUCUUUAGCAGCUAAGGGAUUAAUUUUAUCCACCAUGCCGGACCUAAUCACAGUUUCGGAGUUUGUGGCAGAGACGAAUGAAGAUUAUAAAUCACCGACUGCCUCUAAUUUCACCACCAGGAUGUCCCACUGCAGGAACACAGUGGCUGCUCUGGAGGAGGCUCUGGAUGUGGACCGCAGUGUUCUCUACAAGAUGAAAAAGUCCGUCAAGGCCAUCUACGCGUCCGGUCUUGCUCAUGUAGAGAACGAGGAGCAGUACACUCAGGCCCUGGAGAAGUUUGGUGAAAACUGUGUGUAUAGAGAUGAUCCUGAUUUGGGUUCAGCCUUUCUCAAGUUCUCCGUCUUCACCAAGGAGCUCACAGCGCUUUUUAAAAACCUUUUCCAAAACAUGAACAACAUCAUCACCUURCCUCUGGACAGCCUGCUGAAAGGAGACCUGAAGGGGGUCAAAGGGGAUCUGAAAAAACCCUUUGACAAAGCCUGGAAGGACUAUGAAACCAAAGUGACCAAGAUCGAGAAGGAGAAGAAGGAGCACGCCAGGCAGCACGGGAUGAUUCGGACGGAAAUCAGCGGGGCAGAAAUCGCCGAGGAGAUGGAGAAGGAAAGACGGUUCUUCCAGCUGCAGAUGUGCGAGUAUCUCCUCAAAGUUAACGAGAUAAAAAUAAAGAAAGGCGUGGAUCUUCUGCAGAACCUCAUCAAGUACUUCCACGCACAGUGCAAUUUCUUUCAGGAUGGACUAAAAGCUGUGGAUAACCUGAAGCCUUCUAUAGAGAAACUGGCCACAGAUCUGCACACGAUCAAGCAGGUGCAGGAUGAGGAGAGGAAGCAGCUGACUCAGUUAAGAGACGUCCUCAAGUCGUCUCUUCAGGUGGAGCAGAAGGAGCCACGAAGAGAUCCCCAGGUGCGGCAGAGCACAACAUACAGUCUGCAUCAGCCGCAGGGUAACAAAGAGCAUGGCACUGAGCGAAGCGGGUUCCUGUURAAGAAAAGUGACGGGCUGAGAAAAGUGUGGCAGAAGAGAAAAUGCACAGCAAAGAACGGAUACCUGACCAUUUCACACGGCACAGCAAACCGGCCGCCGGCUAAACUCAACCUGCUAACCUGCCAAGUGAAACACAAUCCUGAGGAGAAGCGGAGCUUUGACCUCAUAUCUCAUGAUCGAACGUAUCACUUUCAGGCCGAAGAUGACCAAGACUGUCAGAUCUGGAUCUCAGUGCUACAGAACAGCAAGGAGGAGGCGUUAAACCAAGCGUUUAAAGGGGACCAUCGUGUCGGGGAGAACAACAUUGUGCAGGAGCUGACCAAAGCCAUCCUGGGGGAAGUCAAGAGGAUGACAGGAAACGACGUGUGCUGCGACUGCGGAGCCCCCAACCCAACGUGGCUGUCCACCAACCUGGGCAUCCUCACCUGUAUUGAAUGUUCAGGAAUCCACAGGGAGCUGGGGGUCCACCACUCCAGGAUCCAGUCCCUCACUCUGGAUGUACUCAGCACCUCAGAGCUCUUGCUGGCCAAGAAUGUGGGGAACGCAGGCUUUAAUGAAAUCAUGGAGGCCAGUUUAAUUGCUGAAAACGUGGUGAAACCCAAUCCAGCGAGUGACAUGCAGACGAGGAAAGACUUCAUCACAGCCAAGUACAUCGACAAACGUUUCGCCAAGAAGAAGUAUCCCGACGCCAUGUCGCGGCUCCACACGCUGUGCGAGGCAGUGAAGGCUCGAGACAUCUUCCUACUCAUCCAGGUCUACGCUGAGGGUGUCGACCUCAUGGAGCCCAUUCCGCUCGCCAACGYACAUGAACAAGGAGAGACGGCCCUUCACCUCGCGGUCAGGCUGGUGGACAGAACGUCUCUUCACAUCGUUGACUUCCUCACUCAGAACAGUUUGAAUUUGGAUAAGCAGACUGCUAAAGGCAGCACGGCGCUGCACUACUGCUGCCUGACGGAUAACAGUGAGUGUCUGAAGCUGCUGCUGCGAGGGAAAGCCUCCAUAGACAUCGCUAAUGAGGCCGGAGAGACGCCGCUGGAUAUCGCUCGGAGGCUUAGACACGUACAGUGUGAGGAGCUGCUGAACCAAGCGCUGGCAGGAAAAUUCAACGCGCACGUCCACAUCGAGUACGAAUGGCGCCUGCAGCACGAAGACCUGGACGAGAGCGACGAGGAUCUGGAUGAGAAGCCAAGCCCCCACCGGAGAGACGAUCGCCCGGUCAGCUGUUACACCCCCGGCAGUAACUCCCACCCGCAGUCGGGCCGGGACGCCGCCGGCCUCAGCAAGGACAAGCACCGCCUGUGCAUGCCCAGCCUGGUGAACAACGAGACGUACGGCACCGUCCUGAACAGCGGCUCCCCUCAGCCGACGACCACCUCUGCUCCCCCGCUGCCCCCGAGGAACCUGGCCCAGUUACCGGGACUGGGAGGGAUCAGUCAGUCCUCCACCAGCAACUGGAAACCAACAAGUUUGGARCUGAGUGGCCGACAGCGGUCCUCCUCCGAUCCUCCCAACAUGCACCCCCCCGUGCCCCCCAUGAGGCUCACAUCAACUGGAGCUUUGGGUUCUGCUUCUGUAGCAAAGAUGGACGCCAUGAACAUUCAGUCCAAACCUGGUCAGGGUUUGUUGGGGACCAGGUCAGCACCGCCUAAAUCUCCUCCUGGCAAUGAUAAAAGCUUCAGCCGGGCCUUCCUGAGUCAAACAGAACCUGUAGAAAGAGAAGCUAAGGAAGUACCAGGAUGUCCCCAGAACUCCACGGGUCACUCUCUGCCUCCGGCCCCCGUUCCCAGAAAGGCCUUCCCAAAGCAGAGACCGAAGCGAGUUAAAGCCAUCUACAACUGCAUCGCCGACAACCCCGACGAGCUGACGUUUUCUGAGGGCGAGGUGAUCGUGGUGGACGGAGAGGAGGACCAGGAGUGGUGGCUGGGCCACAUCGAAGGCGAGCCGAUGAGGAGAGGAGCGUUCCCCGUCACGUUUGUUCACUUCAUCGCCGACUAAAAAACCAAGAAGUAUCGUCCAUCUCUGUGUCAUCUGUUGGCCGGAUGUAUUCCUCUUGAUUGUUUUUUUCCAUCAUCUUCACGGCGGCACCGGUGUGGAACGUUGCGUUACGGCAACGACUGCAGCGAGGCUGACUGUUGCAGAGGGGACUUUUUUUAUGGACUCUAAAAAAAUGAUUGUAGUCAGUGAUCUUUGGCAAUAAAUGCACUUUUCUUGUCUUAACCCAUCAGAAUGAAGGUCACAUGUUCAGUAUUCAUCUCCCUGUUCUCGAGCUGCAGAGUGUAAACCUCCUAAUCUGGGAUUACAGCGAUGUAUUUUAACUUACUAACACCUCUAAAUGUGAACCGAGUCAACGUGCUUACAUUCCACACCUGUGCGUGAGUGAUUUUUAUUUAAAUGUCUGCUGUAGAGACGUAGCCUUCCUGCAUGGAGGAUUUUCUAACGGUGCUAAAGUUAACCCCAGAUUAACUAACGUGCACGACGGAGACUGGAGUUUAAAAAAAAAAGGAGCUGCUCCGCCUCCAUCACAGCUGGAGAACCACUCUUCUUGGUUUUCAUCCUGCCUGCGUUGGUUCUGAUCAUUCAGCAGCACUGAGCCGAMCCAGUUUUUCUGCCUUACUGAAGGAGCGUGUCGUUUUCACACGACCACCUGCCGUUUAAUUUAACAUAACUAAUAAAACUCUGACAGGCUGUUUCUGUAAAGCUGACGCAGCAGCUGAACGUUCUGUUUGUGACGUAGACAGAUGCUUUUAAUAUAAAUAUAAAACAAUUCAUUUUAGUUGCAGAGCAACAUCCUUAGUGUUCAUAAUGUUAAUAUUUAGACAUUUAAGCUGAAACUAGGAGCCUUUCAUAGAUUUGUGAAUGACGAGAAGCAGGGCGGCGCUCUCUCCUCAUAUGAACUCACUGGAAACUGAUUUAAUCAUCUAUUUAUGUAAAUCAAUUUAGCGAACGUUUGUGAGUAUUUAAAUGGAAGCUGAGCAGUAGUAAAAUGUCUUAUCUGCACUGUGUCGGUGACCUCAGCUGGACCUGUGAGUGCUGGAAACGCAGACAAUCUUCUGCACGGAACUUGGACUCAAACUGGACUCAUUAAACGCCUGCGGAGCAUCGCCACAACUUAACURGUGCAAGUGAAACUGGAAGAAUAAAAUGUGAAAUAAUG
This is a messenger RNA of Austrofundulus limnaeus, 4550 nucleotides long. RefSeq names its product ArfGAP with SH3 domain, ankyrin repeat and PH domain 2a (gene asap2a). Gene Ontology annotation, biological process: positive regulation of GTPase activity. Bases 449 to 3391 code for a protein of 980 amino acids. The record is from RefSeq and is a predicted model, not a curated record. Gene Ontology annotation, molecular function: GTPase activator activity; protein binding. The transcript has 29 exons. NCBI's taxonomy places the organism in Eukaryota, Metazoa, Chordata, Actinopteri, Cyprinodontiformes, Rivulidae. Gene Ontology annotation, cellular component: cytoplasm.